Synchytrium microbalum is the source of this 714-nucleotide messenger RNA. RefSeq lists its product as uncharacterized. NCBI's taxonomy places the organism in Eukaryota, Fungi, Chytridiomycota, Chytridiomycetes, Synchytriales, Synchytriaceae. The transcript has 7 exons. The record is from RefSeq and is a predicted model, not a curated record. Gene Ontology annotation, molecular function: transmembrane transporter activity. Gene Ontology annotation, biological process: transmembrane transport. The coding region runs from base 1 to 714 and encodes 237 amino acids.
AUGACCUUAUUCAGAAACCGUUACCUGGUCUUCACCUACGCCAACACUUCCUUCGCUGGCAUGGCAUUCUUUGCUUUGAUUUAUUACAUCCCAUUGUACUUUGAAACUACAAACGGAUUGAGCGCUACUCAGGCCGGUAUCUCUAAUUUACCCUUCAUUCUGGGUAUGGUUGCUUUCUGCAUUUUGACGGGGAUUAUUGUCACUGCUACUGGCCAUGUAAAAAAUAAUUCAGACGGGCUAAACUUUGCUCCUGCAAAGUUAGCUGCGGCUGUUGGUCCUUACCUAAUAUCAACUUUGGACGAAAAUACUUCAAGGGCUGCUCAAGUCGCCAUUGUAACAGCCAACAAUCAAUUAUGGGAAACCACUGGAGCCGUGUUGGGUCUAGCCAUCACAUCGACAGCCUUCAACAACAAACUAUUGGUCUUUAUUGAACUCGAAGCUGCUACCAUGCAUGCCUUUACCAGGGCGUUAUCAUUGAUAUAUCUUUGUGCUUUGCCGUUUGCUGGGUUUGUUGCUCUAUUGUCAUUAGGAAUAAAAUGGCAAUUGCAUUCCAAAGGGUCAACAGAUACAAAUGGUGGCUGGCUAAUACUUUUUAUUUUGUUGAUUGAUUUAGAGUGUAUAUUAUUUGACAGCUACGAAAUAAACGCACAGUGUUACCAACAAUCUCAAUGUCUUACCACGUCACGAUUGUUGUAUUUCAGACGUUAUCGUUGA